AUGAAUUUCAUUUCAGAGGCACUGGGAUCACAGAGUCAGCACUCUAGAACAAAGAAAGAUCAGCAAAGCUUAGAAACCAAAUUUCAACUCUAUACAGACACAACUGGAGAAGCAUGUCAGAUUUUGUUUAAUCAGUUGGAGACUCUUGACAAAUGCAGUUUCAAUGCCUCUCUUCCUCUCGUGAUGAUAGUCCAUGGCUGGUCGGUGGAUGGUAUUUUAGAAAGUUGGAUUUGGAAAAUGGCAGCAGCUCUGAAAUCUCAGCGUAAACAACUUAACGUGAUCAUUGCAGAUUGGCUUACAUUUGCCCACCAGCACUACCCCAUUGCUGUACAGAAUACACGCUACAUAGGACAGGAGAUAGCAGACUUUGUGGAAUGGCUGGAAGAAUCCAUUCAGUUUUCCAGGAGCAAUGUUCAUCUAAUUGGGUACAGCCUAGGAGCUCAUGUUUCAGGGUUUGCUGGUAGUUACAUCAGCGGUACGAACAAGAUUGGAAGAAUUACAGGCCUUGACCCCGCUGGCCCCUUGUUUGAAGGAAUGUCACCAACAGACCGGUUAUCUCCAGAUGAUGCAAACUUCGUAGAUGCCAUUCAUACGUUCACUAAACAGCACAUGGGUCUCAGUGUUGGCAUCAAACAGCCUGUGGCCCAUUUCGAUUUUUAUCCCAAUGGAGGCACCUUUCAGCCUGGUUGUCACUUCAUGCAUGUGUAUAACCACAUUGCACAAUAUGGGAUCACUGGUAUCACACAAACUGUGAAAUGUGCCCACGAGAGGUCAGUUCACUUGUUCAUUGACUCCCUGCUUCAUGAGGACAAGCAAAGCACAGCGUACUGGUGCAAUGACAUCAACACUUUUGACAAAGGAUUGUGCCUCAGCUGUAGGAAGAACCGGUGCAAUACCCUGGGCUACAACAUACGGGAGGAAAGGCUCCCAAAAAGUAGAAAACUCUUUUUGAAAACAAGAGCACGCAUGCCUUUCAAAGUCUAUCACUACCAGUUCAAGAUCCACUUCAUAAAUGAAAUCCAAGGCAAGAAGAUAGACCCAAGUUUUACCAUGUCUCUGACAGGCACUAAGGAGGAUGCUAAAAACUUGCCCAUCACAAUAGUUGAAGGAAUUAAUGGGAAUAAAACCUACUCUUUUCUCAUCACACUGGACACUGAUAUUGGUGAGCUACUAAUGAUCAAGUUUAAAUGGGAAGGAACUGCAGUUUGGAAAAAUAUCUGGGACAAGUUUCAAACCAUAAUGCCAUGGACAAAAGGCACUCGUCGACCAGGGCUCAUAGUGAAGACAAUACGAGUGAAAGCAGGGGAAACACAGCAAAAAAUGACAUUUUGCUCUCAAAGUAUUGACAACAUCCACCUUUAUGCAGCCCAAGAGAAAACAUUUGUGAGAUGUGAAGAUCGAUUCCGGCAACAAGAAAGAAAGUGAGCAAGAAGAAAAACCAACUAAUAAGCAAAAUAUAUAAAAAAUAGCACACAUCUAGUAAGAUGUUUUAAAAA
Molecule: messenger RNA, 1496 nt
Organism: Meleagris gallopavo (turkey)
Lineage: Eukaryota; Metazoa; Chordata; Aves; Galliformes; Phasianidae
Gene: LIPC
Product: lipase C, hepatic type
Biological process (GO): lipid catabolic process
Molecular function (GO): apolipoprotein binding; lipoprotein lipase activity
Source: RefSeq, a predicted model, not a curated record